Molecule: messenger RNA, 1623 nt
Organism: Rattus rattus (black rat)
Lineage: Eukaryota; Metazoa; Chordata; Mammalia; Rodentia; Muridae
Gene: Cdcp2
Product: CUB domain containing protein 2
Exons: 6
Coding region: 1-1623 (540 amino acids)
Source: RefSeq, a predicted model, not a curated record
AUGCGAGCUGAGAUGGAGGCCUGCCUACUGCUGGCAGCGGUACUGCUGGACUCGGGUCCUGGGACCCACGCUAUGGAAGGUGUCAAGUGUGGGGGUGUGCUCUCGGCACCAUCUGGAAACUUCUCCAGUCCAAACUUCCCAAGUCUGUAUCCCUACAACACCGAGUGCAGCUGGCUGAUCGUGGUGGCCGAGGGCUCCUCCGUGCUGCUCACUUUCCACGCCUUUGACCUGGAGUACCAUGACACCUGUGGCUUUGACUUCCUGGAGAUCUACAACGGGGCCUCUAGAGACAAGGGCAAUCUGCUGGGCAGGUUCUGUGGCCAGGCGCCCCCGCCACCCUUCACCUCCUCCUGGCACGUCAUGUCUGUCGUCUUCCACUCAGACAAGCAUGUGGCCAGUCGUGGCUUUUCCGCAGGCUAUCAGAAAGAUGUGUGCGGUGGUGUCCUGACCGGCCUGUCAGGGGUCCUCAGCAGCCCCGAGUACCCCAACAACUACCCCAAUAAUGUGGAGUGCCACUGGCUGAUCCGUGCCUCGGGACCUGCCACUGUCAAGCUGGUGUUCGUGGACUUCCAGGUGGAGGGCAGUGAAGAAUGCAUGUAUGACUACGUGACUGUGCUUGGAGCACCAGGCCCUGCCCAGGGGCACCACUACUGUGGCAGCACCAGACCCCCCACCCUUGUGUCCCUGGGCCAUGAGUUGCAGGUGGUCUUCAAGUCUGACUUCAACAUUGGAGGCCGGGGCUUCAAGGCGCACUACUUCUCAGGAGAAUGCCAGGAGGUGUUCACAGCUGUGCGUGGCAACUUCUCCAGCCCACAGUACCCUGGCGCCUACCCCAACAACAUCCGUUGCCACUGGACCAUCCGCCUGCCCCCUGGCUACCGGGUCAAGGUCUUCGUCCUGGACCUGGGCUUGGAGGAGCCCAACAGCCUAACCAGAACCUGUGACUUUGACCAUCUGGCAGCCUUCGAUGGGGCCAGUGAGGAGGCAAAGCUGCUGGGGAAGUGGUGCGGGCAUCACCUGCCACCGCCUGUCACCUCCAGUCACAACCAGCUCCUACUUCUGCUGCACACUGACCGCAGCACCUCCGGCAGGGGCUUCUCCGUGGCCUACAUUGGAGUGGUGCCCAUGAAUGUGAGCUGUUCUCGCACGGACUUCCAGAUUCUGAUCUCUGCCCAGGCACUGGCCCCGCUGGAGCGGACCAAGGUCUACCUGGGUAGCCGGAGCUGUGCAGCCCAGGAAGUUGGUAGUAACUUCCGGAUCCAGGCCCGUUUUGACACCUGUGGUUCCGAGUCUCAGAGAAGAAAUAACACCUCCGUGAUUGUCAGCGUGCUGUACCUUGACUUCUCUGCUCCUGGGCACAGUGACAUCCACGAGUAUGAGGUGCGCUGUGAGCCGCGGCGCAAGGAGGCCUCUGUCCACCUGCUGUCGGGCUCUGAUCUGCUCGGGUCCUAUGCUGCCACCGCUGAGCACCUUCAGGAGGCACCACCUGGAGAGGAGGAAGAGAUCCUGGAGGGCCCGGGGACGAUGGUGACCCAGGACACCAGUGACAUCGUCUUCCUGGGCCUCUGCAUUCUAGCCGGAGUCCUUAUGAUCAUUGCCAUUGUGGUCCUGAUGCUGCUGUGA